Molecule: messenger RNA, 291 nt
Organism: Aureobasidium vineae
Lineage: Eukaryota; Fungi; Ascomycota; Dothideomycetes; Dothideales; Saccotheciaceae
Source: the annotation of a GenBank genome assembly
AAAACACACUUUGCUCAUAUCACGAUGUUCGAAUCAACAAAAGCCUCAAUGACAUCCUCUUUGCAAGUCCCGACAUCAGAUGCAAUGAGAUCAAGUCCUCGUCGACCAAGUUUGAGUGCAUUCAGAUAUCCCACAAGUCCAGAGACGACAACACACACAGAAGGCGUUAUGCUUCGUACUUGGCCGCGUCCUUCGGCAUAAGCUUCGAGGCGGCACUUGCAGACACAGAUGCGCAGUUGGCACCGCGGAGACCUUCAUAUGUAUCAGAGUCGGAAGUUAGUCGCAGAGAAU